Molecule: messenger RNA, 3203 nt
Organism: Hyla sarda
Lineage: Eukaryota; Metazoa; Chordata; Amphibia; Anura; Hylidae
Gene: UBE2M
Product: ubiquitin conjugating enzyme E2 M
Source: RefSeq, a predicted model, not a curated record
UGUACAAAUAUGGUCUUCAUGGAAGAGUCAUCAGAAGAAAACCUCUUCUAGGUCCUCACCACAAAAAUCAGCAUUUGAACUUUGCAAAUGAACAUAUAGACAAACCUGAUGCAUUUUGGAAACAAGUUCUGUGGACCGAUGAGGUUAAAAUUGAACUUUUUGGCAAAGGUACGUUUGGAGAAGGAGAACAGAAUUUAAUGAAAAGAACCUCUGUCCAACUGUUAAGCAUGGUGGUGCAUCAAUCAUGCUUUGGGGUUGUAUUGCAGCUAGUGGCACAGGGAACAUCUCACGAGUAGAAGGAAAAAUUAAUUCAAUAAAAUGUCAGCAAAUUUUGGAUGCUAACCUGAUGCCAUAAACUUUUGAUACCAUAAAAAAGGAAUAAAAAGCGAUCAAAAAGUCUGAUCAAAACAAAAAUGGUACUGAUUAAAACUUCAGAUCACGGCGCAAAAAAUUUACCCUCAUACUUUACCCUCCUACCGCCUCGUACGUGGGAUUUUCCUGCAUGUAGUUAUGAUUUUUUCCAAAAGUACGACAAAAUCAAACCUAUAUAAGUAGAGUAUCAUUUUAACCGUAUGGACCUACAGGAUAAAGAGAAGGUGUCCUUGUACUGAAAACUGUACUACGUAGAAACGGAAGCCCCCAAAAGUUACAAAAUGGCGUUUUUCUUCAAUUUUGUCGCACAGUGAUUUUUUUUCUGUUUUGCCGUAGAUUUUUGGGUAAAAUGACUAAUGUUAUUACAAAGUAGAAUUGGUGGCGCAAAAAAUAAGCCAUUAUAUGGAUUUUUAGGUGUAAAAUUGAAAGGGUUAUGAUUUUUAAAAGGUAAGGAGGAAAAAACUAAAAUGCAAAAACGGAAAAACCCUAAGGAGUUAAUGCGCCACCACUUAUGGGGUUAAUGCGCCACCACUUAUUGGCUGUUGCCUGGGAAACAAGUGGUACCCCCUCCCUCCUUUCCCAAGUACCAGCCAAUAAGCUGCAAUGCAUUUGAAUAAGAUGUUUUCCUUUUACCAUUUCCCAAUAAAAUAAACAAUCCCUGGAUCUCACUGACUGACAGUCCAUCUUACUUAUAUCAAUGAAUUGAAUUUGCCGAAGACGUGUGAAAUAGAAUUCUCCGACCACGACGACCUCCUCAACUUCAAACUAGUCAUCUGCCCCGAUGAGGUGAGUGCGGUUUUUUACAAAGGUGGAAAAUUCGUCUUCAGUUUUUAAGGUAAGUCAAGAUGUUACGUCGGUCAGGGCUACCCACACGAUCCGCCAAAAGUGAAGUGCGAGACGAUGGUAUAUCAUCCAAAUAUAGAUCUAGAGGGUAACGUCUGCCUAAAUAUUCUAAGGGAGGACUGGAAACCCGUUCUCACAAUAAACUCUAUUAUAUACGGCCUGCAGUAUCUCUUUUUGGAGCCAAACCCUGAAGACCCAUUAAAUAAAGAAGCGGCCGAAGUUCUUCAGAACAACAGACGCCUGUUUGAACAGAACGUGCAGCGGUCCAUGCGGGGGGGCUACAUAGGAUCCACCUACUUUGAACGCUGCCUGAAAUAGUUUUUGAUUUGUGAAGCCCGCCAUCCAUCUGACCCACCUGUCUCUGCCCAACCCCCCCCCCCGUCCUUCUAUGUUUCCUCCCAUCACCCAUUUAUCUAAGAGUCGCCCCAUUUUCAUUCUGCCCGCCACCACCAAAAAAAUAUCGUCACGCUGAGCUCCCAAUGUGGAUAGACCUAUGCAAGGUCCUGCGCCCGUCCCUUCUCCGCGAGGGGAACACCGUGCGCAAAUGUAACAUAGAUACUCACCGUGAUACCUCACCGCACCCUUCCUUCUGUAAUGGAGCGGCCAUAGUCAUUAUAAUUUCCUUAGGUUAAUAAUAAAUGUUCCCUGCCCUCAUUUUUAUUUAUUUUUCUUUGGCCCAUCAGGUUUUUUUAUUUUUGCUUUUUUUUUACCAUCUAAAAUAAUUCAGAAUUUACAGAGUUUGUAAUGAAGAAUUAUUUUUUUAUUUAAAUUUUUUUUGUUCCGUUUUUUCCUUAAUUUAAUCCACCAUAGGUCAUUUCAUCCUUUUUGGUGGCCUUAUGACUUUUUUAGUUUUUUUUUUUUCAUUAUUUGUUCUGUAAAUUCAUAAUUUUAUUUAAAAAAAAAAAAAGGGGGGGGGGGGGGAAAUGAUCAAAAAUUGAGCCCAGGAAGUUUUUUUUUUUUUUUGUUUGUAACCUCCACACUGUAUUAACACGCUCAGUUCCACAUGCUAUAGAGCAGUGUUUCCCAACCAGGGUGCCUCCAGCUGUUGCAAAACUACAACUCCCAGCAUGCCCGGACAGCCGUUGGCUGUCCGGGCAUGCUGGGAGUUGAAGUUUUGCAACAGCUGGUGGUAUUCUGGGUCAGAGGGAUAUUCCCAUAUGCUGGGAGUUGUAGUCUCGCAACAGCUGGAGGCACUCUGGUUGGGAAGCACUGCUAUAGGGGAUGCACAGCGCUCCGUUGCCGGGGGGCUUUAUGUAGGACCGCACCACGUAUAGACCCCAACACUGUUUACUUGAGGCCUUUUUUUUUUUUUUUUUUUUCGGGGGGGUCGAAUGGCUUGUACUACCACAAGCUCAGCUGAGCCGUCUUUGUUAUUGGUAUAAUGGGGAACAGUGAGAGUAAGACUGUCCUCCUGCGACCUUCUGUGUAUUGUCUUAGUCCCCAUGACAGUCCACAUCCUCCCCGUCCCUUCCUCUGUGCGGGAUCAAAGGCUUUUUAAGUGCACAUAUUUAUUAUGGAAUGGCUUCAGUCGGGUUGAAUAGAUGAACCCGGGGGGUUGACCGGAUCCUAUAACCCCCGACUGGCAUUUCCACCUUCCAUAUGAGGAAGCUUUAUGGUGUCCUUGGGUGGCGAUGGGCUCUGUAACUCAUCAGGGUUAACAAGGACCUGAUUAGUUUAAACAGGUUUUAAAGGCCAAUAUCAUGGUGCCCCUCCUCCCCCCCACCUUCUUUGUGGCAGCCGUGCCUGCGCCCUGAUCUGUACUUCAGCGUGUGUGGGGGGGCAGGGGGCGCCUCCUUUGUUUUGUUUUUUUUUGUUUUUUUUUUUCAUUUUAAGGGGCUCAUUCUCAAAACUUGUUAACUUUUUGGAGAUUACGGUGCAGUGAUGGGUACGUCGGGUUUUGGGAAUGAGGCUCUUGGAGUCACUUAUUGAUGUGUAUGGUUUUAAAUAAUAAAACAAAAAGACAAAAAAUAAAUAAAAUGUAAACCUGA